Sphaeramia orbicularis (orbiculate cardinalfish) is the source of this 1299-nucleotide messenger RNA. RefSeq names its product palmitoyl-protein thioesterase 1 (ceroid-lipofuscinosis, neuronal 1, infantile) (gene ppt1). Lineage: Eukaryota; Metazoa; Chordata; Actinopteri; Kurtiformes; Apogonidae. Gene Ontology annotation, molecular function: palmitoyl-(protein) hydrolase activity. The coding region runs from base 77 to 988 and encodes 303 amino acids. The transcript has 10 exons. Gene Ontology annotation, biological process: protein depalmitoylation; receptor-mediated endocytosis. Gene Ontology annotation, cellular component: lysosome. The record is from RefSeq and is a predicted model, not a curated record.
GUUUUAACCAAACAUAAUCAUGUGACGGGCUGUUCAACAACAGAAGCAGGAAGACGUAAACCUGCACGGGUCCAGUAUGACACCGGUCUUCCUGUGGUUUCUGGUGGCUGCUCCAGUGCUGCUGGGUGCUGGCAGCCCAGUUCAUGACUCUAACAAUGGGACCACUCCACUGGUGAUUUGGCAUGGGAUGGGUGACAACUGCUGUAAUCCUCUGAGCAUGGGGGCAAUAAAGAAGAUGAUAGAGGAGGAGAUUUCUGGUAUUUAUGUGCUCUCACUGAUGAUUGGGAAGAACGUCAUACAGGACACAGAAAAUGGGUUUUUCAUGGAUGUGAAUGACCAGGUGUCCAUGGUGUGCGCUCAGCUGGCUCAGGACCCUAAGUUGAAGGGAGGAUACAAUGCUAUGGGCUUCUCACAGGGGGCGCAAUUCCUGAGGGCUGUGGCUCAGCGCUGUCCAACUCCACCAAUGAAAACCCUGAUUUCAGUGGGUGGCCAACACCAAGGAGUUUACGGACUCCCCCGUUGUCCUGGAGAAAGCUCUGAACUCUGCGACAUGAUCCGUAAAGCUCUGAACAGCGGAGCCUACUCUGCUCUGGUCCAGAAACACCUGGUCCAGGCCCAGUACUGGCAUGACCCCCUGAACGACGACUUGUACAAGAAAUACAGCCUGUUUCUGGCCGACAUCAAUCAGGAGAGGGUCGUAAAUGAGACUUAUAAGAAGAAUCUUCAGUUGUUGGAGAAAUUCGUCAUGGUGAAGUUCCUGAAGGACACCGUGGUGGAUCCUGUUGAUAGUGAGUGGUUCGGCUUCUUGAAGACGGGCCAGGCCAAAGAGACCGAGACUCUACAGGAGAGUGUUCUCUACAAAGAGGAUCGUUUAGGCCUCGCUGCCAUGGACAAAGCUGGAAAGCUGGUUUUUCUGGCUUCGGACGGAGACCACCUCCAGUUCACCAGAGAGUGGUUCACCGCUAACCUUCUGCCUUAUCUGCGCUAGAGCUCCGACGAGCUGGAAUCAACAAGAUACCAGUUCAAUUACUCAAACGGAAGUAAUUCUGUCAAGAAAAGCAUGAGCAAUGGUUUUACCACUUAACCAACACUUCACAAGAGAUGCACAAGCAGUUUCCUUCAUUUUGCACUGAUCAUGUUUUUAUUUCUUGUUUUAAUUUUAAUGUCUGAAUAGUGAACACUGCUGUUUAUUCCAUCUUCUAAUACUGCAUAUACCUGUACUGUUAGGGUUUAAUCAAUGUGAGCUGUUCUUAAAAAGGUCAAAUUGUUUUGCAGCAAUAAAAGAUUUUAUUAAUGUUA